Molecule: messenger RNA, 1682 nt
Organism: Boeremia exigua
Lineage: Eukaryota; Fungi; Ascomycota; Dothideomycetes; Pleosporales; Didymellaceae
Product: cytochrome P450
Exons: 4
Coding region: 1-1518 (505 amino acids)
Molecular function (GO): heme binding; monooxygenase activity; oxidoreductase activity, acting on paired donors, with incorporation or reduction of molecular oxygen
Source: RefSeq, a predicted model, not a curated record
AUGGCACUGACAUCUUUACUGCUUAAGGCGCUGGGUCUCGCGGCAAUCGUAUUGGCCAUACAGUAUGUUACUGCAUAUCUGAGGUCACCGCUGAAGAGGAUCCCUGGUCCGUUCCUGGCCAAGUUCUCAAACGUAUGGCGCUUCUGUAAUCAUUACGGGCAGACGCAUAUCGAGACGCAGAAAGCAUUGCAUCACAAGUAUGGUGACGUGGUCCGCCUCGGUCCGAAUACUGUCAGUGUUGCAGACGCAAGUCUGCUCAAAACUAUCUACUCCACUCGAGGCACGUUCUUGAAGGUAUUAAACGAUGCUCUUCAAAAUGGUCAUCUCCUACAGAACUUGUUCAGCACACGCAACAAUGAGUUUCACGCUAAAGGGCUUAGACCCGUUCAGAAACUGUACAACUAUCAGAGUGCUUUACAGCUCGAGCCGCUGAUGGACGAUGACCUUCGUACCUUCGGGAACGAGCUCGAGCGUAGGUUCAUGCGUGGUGAGAACAAAGGUAAAACAUGUGACAUUGGCGACUGGAUCUCGUACUUUGCUUGGGACUUCCUCGGGGACAUGACCUGGAGUAAGCGCAUGGGCUUCAUGGAGCAGGGUAAAGAUAUUGGCGGUAUGUUGCAGACUGCCGAAAACGUCAUGAGGUACUUCUCUGUAGUCGGGCAAGUCCCAGCGCUUGACAAGUUGCUCGGCAAGAACCCCUAUCUGACCAAGCUCUACAAGUUCGACGAUGUCGGCGUUGCCGCAGGCUUCGCAGUAGAACGCUUCAUGGAGCGCAUGCAAAACCUCGGCGACUUCAAAGACAAAAAAGACUUCGUGAACGGCUUCCUGGCCGCGAAAAAAGAACGCCCCGACCUCGUCAGCGACAACGAAGUCAUCGGCUACAUGGUGCUCAACAUCCUCGGCGGCGCAGACACCCUCUCCAUCUGUACAAAAGCCAUCUUCUACCACCUCCUCAAGUCGCCCGCCGCCAAAGCAAAGCUCGUGCAGGAACUCCACAGCGCCUGUCUGCCCAGCCCGGCGCCCUACCAGGCCCUCGAGAAACUUCCGUAUCUGGAGGCCUGCAUCAAGGAGGGCCUCCGCAUCCACCCCGUCGUCGGCCACAUCCUCGAGCGCGUUGUCCCUGCAACAGGCAUGACGCUGCCAGAUGGCACUAUUCUGCCCCCGGGCACGAUUGUGGGCGCUAAUCCGUGGAUCAUGCACACCGACAAGCGGAUCUUCGGCGACGACGCCGAGCAGUACCGUCCCGAGCGAUGGCUCCAGGGCGAGACUGAGAGCGCAGACGCGUACUCGGCCCGCCUGAAGAUGAUGAAGGAUGCUGACUUGGCGUUUGGCGGUGGCAACCGUGUUUGCUUAGGACGUCCGCUCGCGAUGGUCGAGCUGAACAAGGUGUUGGGCUUUGUGUUUGGGAAUUAUAAUAUUGAGCUUGAGGAUCAGACCAAGGAGUGGGAUUUGAACAAGCAGUGGUUUGUCUGGCCGCAUGACAUCAAGGUCAAGAUGAGUCCGUUUGAGAAGGCGUAGGUGUUGGAGAAGGGGUGUGUGAGAUGAAGACGAGUUCCGGCAGAUGAUUGAUAAUGACGCUACAUAUCGGUAAUAUUGGAUAGUCUCGGCAUGCGACAGGUAUGAGUUCAUGCAUUUAUGAUUGAUUACUACAUAUCAUUACUACAUACGGUCAUUAUUACAUA